This is a messenger RNA of Microdochium trichocladiopsis, 1578 nucleotides long. RefSeq names its product surfeit locus protein 6-domain-containing protein. Gene Ontology annotation, cellular component: nucleolus. Bases 1 to 1578 code for a protein of 525 amino acids. Gene Ontology annotation, biological process: ribosomal small subunit biogenesis; ribosomal large subunit biogenesis. Lineage: Eukaryota; Fungi; Ascomycota; Sordariomycetes; Xylariales; Microdochiaceae. Gene Ontology annotation, molecular function: RNA binding; DNA binding. The record is from RefSeq and is a predicted model, not a curated record. The transcript has 3 exons.
AUGGAGGAAUCGUCGCUGCAGGAGCGCCUGCAGCAACACGCAAAGGCCUUUGAUGGCCUGCUGUCUUUGAUCCCGGCCAAGAUGUACUACGGGGAGGAUGCCACUGACCAAUGGCAACGCAAGAAGCAAACGAAAGAGGAGGCCAAGGAGGCCCGUCGCAACAAGCUGGAUCCCAACAGCGAGCUCAACCGCAGCGUCAAGGAAGUUAUGGACGAGGAGGCCCGGAAGAAGCGCAAGCGCGAGCAGAUGCCAGACGGUGCCGAAGAAGACGACUGGUCCGAUGUCGAGGGCGUUGAGGCCGAGAAGCCCCGCCAAGGCAUGAAGCAGAAGAUGACCAAGAAGCAAAAGAAGGCGGCUCAGGAAGAGGAAGAGCUUGCCGAGCAAGAAAGGCGGAAGGAGGAGAAGAAGCAGGGCAAGAAGGACCGCAAGGCCGAGCGCGCGGCCCUCAGAGAAGAAGAGGCCGAGUUCAACCGGAGAACAAUCAAGGGCGUCAACAAGAUCAAGCUGGGCACGCGUGAGCCUCGCACCGCUGCAGCGGACAACGCGGAGUCGACUGCCGCUCCUAGCCGGUCUAUCGAGCAGGAUGAGCCCGCAGAGGAGGAUGCGGACGACAUGGAGGAGAUUGACGUCGCGGGCAUUGAAGCGGACGAGCAGGACGAAGUCACAUCCCAGUCGACCCCUAGAUCGCCUGUAUUUGAUGGCACUGAGGGCCCCACGGAUUCUACAGGGCAGGCCGCGAGCACAUCGACAUCCAUCUCGAGCACAGUAGGCCCGUCGGAGAAGCCUAAGCACAUCAAGAUUCCCGAGGACACCACCGAGCUGCGCGCCCGCCUGGCGGCCAAGAUCCAGGCGCUCCGCGAGGCCCGCAAUGCCGACCGCAACGGCAAGCCCAUCCGGACCCGCCAAGAACUGAUCGAGGCCCGGCGGUCGAAGCAGGAAGAGCGCAAGGCCCACAAGAAGGAGCUGCGACGGAAAGCCAAGGAUGAAGCCGACCGCGUCCGCGAAGAGGCUUUGGCCUCAGCACGCAACUCUCCUGGUGGAAUCCUCAGCCCUUCUGUUGACCUGGAGGAAAACAACUUUUCCUUUGGACGUAUUGCCUUCGGCGAUGGUGCCCAGCUUUCUCACGACCUCUCGCAUGUCCUUAGCAGUGGCAAGAAAAAGGGUCCGCAGGACGCCAAGACAGCCCUGCUCAAGCUUGAAAACCAGAAGAAGCGUGUCCAGGCCAUGAACGAGGAAAAGCGCAAGGACGUCGAGGACAAGGAGCUAUGGCUGACUGCCAAGCGCCGCGCCGAGGGCGAGAAGGUCCGUGACGACGAGAAGAUGCUCAAGAAGGCCAUCAAGCGGAAGGACCACGCCAAGAAGAAGAGCGAGAAGGAGUGGAAGGAUCGCAAGGACGGCGUUGCCAAGAGCAUCCACGACCGCCAGAAGAAGCGCGAGGACAACCUCCGCAAGCGCCGCGAGGAGAAGAUGGCGCACAAGGCCGGCGGCAAGAAGAAGAGCCGGACAGGACCCAAAAAGCCGAGCAAAGGUCGCGCCGGCUUUGAGGGGUCUUUCAAGGUUGGCGGCAAGAAGAAGUAG